Molecule: messenger RNA, 1238 nt
Organism: Salvia hispanica
Lineage: Eukaryota; Viridiplantae; Streptophyta; Magnoliopsida; Lamiales; Lamiaceae
Source: RefSeq, a predicted model, not a curated record
ACAGGAACAAUCAAAAUGAGCUUUUGGAUAGGAGCAAGGGAGCUUUCUAUCACUUGGAGUGAGGAUCCACAGUAUUGGAAUUGGCUUCAUCUUGAUUCUUGCAGUGGGGAGGUGGCUGAGCUUGUAAGAAGCUGCUGGCUGGAAAUCAUCGGAAAAAUCGACACGAGAAGCCUGCGUUUGAAGACGAGUUACAGUGCAUAUCUCGUGUUCAAGCUGCAAGAAGGGUGCAAGGAGCUGCAGAAGGCGACUGCAUCGGUGAGGUUCGUGAAAGAGAUAGGCGAGGGCAGCGCUGACGAGGGCUAUGGCGUCUUCAUCGACACCACGGCCUGCGAUGCUGGAGAAAGGGGCCGGUUUCCUCACUGCCGCAGCGACGGCUGGAUGGAGAUCAAGCUCGGGGAGUUCUUCAACAAUCUGGGAGAUGAUGGGGAGGUGGAGAUGCGCUUGAUCGAGAAGAAUAAUCCUAAAUGGAAAAUCGGUCUUGUUGUUCGGGGCAUUGAUAUUCGACCUAACUAGUUUUGGACCUAACCGGAGGAGUUGGAACUCGUUGGCUAAAGAAGGUCGUCGCCGACUUGCCAACAUCUGAAGAAGUGUUUUUUCUUAUCUAGUGCAAAAUGUGUAAGCAAUAAAAUGUUGGAAUGGAAACUAAGUUGUCAUAGAGUCAGAGGCCGAUUACUGGAAUUCUCCGAUGAUAAACAUGGGCUGGCUGUCCAUGUCUUUCGGGUAAAGGCAGCUCGGUUUUAAAUCGAGAUUGAAAUGAGAGUUCAACAACUACAUAUACAUACAAGCAUACCUGUAGUAGUAGACUCGAAGUUGCUUGGAAAACCGGAUCUUUACAAGGUAGCAAUCAAUAUUUUUACAGCAGAGGUAUAUAUCCAAAAGAAUAAACCAAUGGGAGUAGAGAAUGUUGAAUGAGAGUUACUCCUCAUCGUCCAGCCCCGGGAUGAACAGCAGACUAACAUCGAAGAUCACCGGGCUGUUGGCAGCGACACGUGGCCUUCCCGGAGCUGAAGUCAGCCCUUUGGGAAAUGCUAGCUGAUCAAAACACAAUGCACCUUCUGCUAUCAGCAUAAACUCACACAACUUUUUCUCCAUAAUUUGACGUCAAAAAUUCUAUUUCUUGAUCUCUUUUCAAGUUGAAUAUCUCAAGAGUUUAACCAAUUCUUAUGCAUGAAGGGAUGCUAUGCUUUCUUUUUAGCAAGAUAUCUUAAUCUGGUAUGAAAAGAUCAUAUACUGAGGCA